AUGAGUCGAUUUCGUGAAGUGUAUCUGGUGAUGGAAUUGAUGAGCCACAACCUCCACGAGGUGAUCAGUAAACUGAGGUUGGACCACCGAACACUGUCGUUUUUCGUCUAUCAGAUGCUCUGUGCUAUCAAACACCUCCACAACUCUGGUGUUAUACACAGAGAUCUGAAGCCGUCGAACAUAGUUGUGAACGACAAAUGUGUGCUGAAAGUGCUCGACUUCGGGCUGGCAAGGAAGAAGACAAUCGACACAGCGAUGCGGAUGAGCGAUUACGUCGUAACACGCUACUACCGCGCUCCUGAAGUCAUCCUCGGCCUACCAUAUUCGGAAAAAGUGGAUAUUUGGUCCGUUGGGUGUAUUUUUGCCGAAAUGAUCAAUCAUCGCGUUUUAUUUCCCGGACUGGACAGGGUUGAUCAGUGGUCAAAAAUCAUCAACGAAAUGGGCACGCCAGGCGAGGAUUUCAUAAAACAGCUUGGCAACAGCGCCGCUAUGUACGUGAGAUCUCUGCCACCCCAAGUUGGUAAAACCAUUGAACAGAUUGCACCAGACUCCAAUUUCCUAAAGGAGACUGAGAAUGUUAAAGCCAACCUGACAGCUGAAUGGGGACGAGAUCUGCUAGCGAAGAUGCUUGUAAUUAAUCCCGACAAUCGAUAUUCUGUAGAAGAGUCGUUGAACCAUCCCUAUGUCAAAGUGUGGUUCAGGGACGUUGCAAGUGAAGCGCUCCCAGUCGUGAGAACCGCUUGA
Cooperia oncophora is the source of this 744-nucleotide messenger RNA. The record is from the annotation of a GenBank genome assembly. Lineage: Eukaryota; Metazoa; Nematoda; Chromadorea; Rhabditida; Trichostrongylidae.